Nanorana parkeri is the source of this 647-nucleotide messenger RNA. It is a transcript of the gene NUDCD2, whose product is annotated as NudC domain containing 2. The transcript is spliced from 4 exons. Gene Ontology annotation, biological process: protein folding. Gene Ontology annotation, cellular component: cytoplasm. Bases 93 to 566 code for a protein of 157 amino acids. The record is from RefSeq and is a predicted model, not a curated record. NCBI's taxonomy places the organism in Eukaryota, Metazoa, Chordata, Amphibia, Anura, Dicroglossidae.
AUGAUGCUUCAGUGCCGUUGCAUAAUGGGAAAUGUAGUUCUGCAGAGUCACGUCUGCGCAUGUGCAUUGGUUUCUAGGCUUUUCCAGCUGACAUGUCGGUGAACUUCGAGGAGAGAAGCGGGGUGGUGCCGUGUAAAACGCCGUGGGGCUGCUGGUACCAGACCAUGGAGGAGGUCUUCAUUGAGGUGCAGGUGUCGCCUGGCACACAGAGCCGAGAUAUCCGAUGUAGACUGGGCAUCAGAGACAUAGCGCUGGCCGUGCGGGACAAGCAGAUCCUCGAGGGACGGCUGUACGAUUCUACAAUAGGUGAUGAAAGUACAUGGACUUUAGAGGACAAAAAACUUAUAAGAAUAGUAUUAACUAAGUCCAACCGGGAUGCAGGCAAUUGCUGGCCCUCAUUACUGGAAGGAGAUUACUCUGCGGAUCCAUGGCUUCAGGAUCAGAUGCAAAAGAAGCUGACAUUAGAAAGAUUUCAAAGAGAGAACCCUGGAUUUGACUUCAGUGGAGCGGAAAUCUCAGGAAAUUACAGUAAAGGUGGACCUGACUUCUCUGCUUUACAAAAGUAAUCUCAUUCUAGUGUGAAAACCAAAUAAAGUUAUCUAAUUAUAUUUUUUAUAUUUGGAAAUAAAAGUAUGGAAAUCUUUUUA